Molecule: messenger RNA, 2800 nt
Organism: Jatropha curcas
Lineage: Eukaryota; Viridiplantae; Streptophyta; Magnoliopsida; Malpighiales; Euphorbiaceae
Gene: ATMS1
Product: Cobalamin-independent synthase family protein
Molecular function (GO): zinc ion binding; 5-methyltetrahydropteroyltriglutamate-homocysteine S-methyltransferase activity
Source: RefSeq, a predicted model, not a curated record
AAAAAAGAAAAAAAAAAAAAAAAGCAAUCACAUCUCAGAUCUACUACCACUCGAAGUCUGCCAGCAUUUGCCUCCCUCGCCUCUAUAAAUAACACAAAACACAGACUCCAUAAUUCGUGCCGUUCUCUUCUCUCCCUCUUCUCUAUAAGGACUCGAAGGAACCAGUCUCACUACCUCCGGUUCUAUAUCCGAAAGAAAAAACAGAACAAUGGCUUCUCACAUUGUUGGAUACCCUCGUAUGGGCCCCAAGAGAGAGCUUAAGUUUGCAUUGGAAUCUUUUUGGGAUGGGAAGAGCAGCGCUCAGGAUUUGGAAAAGGUAGCAUUUGAGCUCAGGGAAUCUAUCUGGAAGCAGAUGGCUGGUGCUGGGAUCAAAUACAUCCCCAGCAAUACUUUCUCUUACUAUGAUCAGGUGCUUGACACCACAGCAUUGCUUGGGGCUGUUCCACCCAGGUAUGGCUGGAACGGUGGUGAGAUUGGAUUCGAUGUGUACUUCUCCAUGGCCAGAGGAAAUGCCUCUGUCCCUGCUAUGGAAAUGACCAAGUGGUUCGACACCAACUACCAUUUCAUUGUCCCUGAAUUGGGACCUGAUGUCAAAUUCUCUUAUGCUUCUCACAAGGCAGUGACUGAAUACAAGGAGGCCAAGGCGCUCGGAAUAGAUACAGUUCCUGUCCUUGUUGGCCCUGUCUCUUACUUGUUACUUUCUAAACCUGCUAAGGGUGUGGAGAAAACCUUUUCUCUUCUCUCCCUUCUUGGAAAGAUCCUUCCAGUCUACAAGGAGGUUAUUUCAGAGCUUAAAGAAGCUGGUGCAUCCUGGAUUCAGUUUGACGAGCCUACGCUUGUUAUGGACCUUGAUUCUCACAAAUUGCAAGCAUUUACUGAUGCCUACUCUGAGCUUGAGUCAACUCUAUCCGGCUUGAAUGUUGUUGUCGAGACCUACUUUGCUGAUGUACCUGCUGAGGCAUUCAAGACCCUCACAUCUUUGAAGGGUGUCACUGGAUAUGGUUUUGAUUUGGUUCGUGGAACUAAAACUCUUGACUUGAUCAAGAGUGAUUUCCCCAAGGGGAAAUACCUAUUUGCUGGAGUGGUUGAUGGAAGGAACAUCUGGGCCAAUGAUCUUGCUUCUUCUCUCAGCACCCUUCAGGAACUUGAGGGCAUUGUUGGCAAAGACAAACUUGUAGUCUCCACCUCUUCCUCACUUCUGCACACUGCUGUUGAUCUCGUCAAUGAGACCAAGUUGGACCAGGAAAUCAAAUCAUGGCUUGCAUUUGCUGCCCAGAAAGUUGUUGAAGUGAAUGCAUUGGCCAAGGCCUUGGCUGGUGAAAAGGAUGAGGCUUUCUUCUCUGCUAAUGCAGCUGCUCAGGCCUCAAGGAAGUCCUCCCCAAGAGUGACCAAUGAGGCUGUUCAAAAGGCGGCUGCUGCUUUGAGAGGUUCUGACCACCGCCGGGCUACAAAUGUUAGUGCUAGACUAGAUGCUCAACAGAAGAAGCUUAAUCUCCCAAUCCUCCCAACUACAACUAUUGGGUCCUUCCCACAGACCAUCGAACUCAGGAGAGUUCGCCGUGAAUACAAAGCAAAAAAGAUCUCUGAAGAGGAAUACACUAAAGCUAUCAAGGCGGAAAUUAACAAAGUUGUCAAACUCCAAGAGGAACUUGAUAUUGAUGUUCUCGUCCAUGGGGAGCCUGAGAGGAAUGAUAUGGUUGAAUACUUUGGAGAGCAGUUGUCAGGUUUUGUCUUCACAGUCAAUGGAUGGGUGCAAUCCUAUGGAUCACGGUGUGUGAAGCCACCAAUCAUCUAUGGUGAUGUGAGCCGCCCCAACCCAAUGACUGUUUUCUGGUCCUCUACAGCUCAGAGCAUGACUGCCCGCCCAAUGAAGGGAAUGCUUACAGGCCCUGUAACCAUUCUCAACUGGUCCUUUGUCAGGAAUGACCAGCCCAGAUUUGAGACAUGCUAUCAGAUCGCUUUGGCAAUUAAGGAUGAAGUGGAGGAUCUUGAGAAGGCCGGUAUCAAUGUUAUCCAAAUUGACGAGGCUGCUCUGAGAGAAGGGUUGCCUCUUAGGAAGUCUGAGCAAGCUUUCUACUUGGACUGGGCCGUGCACUCCUUUAGAAUUACCAACUGCGGAGUACAAGACACCACCCAGAUUCACACUCACAUGUGCUACUCCAACUUCAAUGACAUUAUUCACUCAAUCAUCAAUAUGGAUGCUGAUGUGAUCACCAUUGAGAACUCUCGAUCCGAUGAAAAGCUUCUCUCCGUCUUCCGCGAGGGAGUGAAGUAUGGUGCUGGAAUUGGCCCUGGUGUUUAUGAUAUCCACUCUCCUAGAAUACCUUCAACUGAGGAGAUUGCUGACAGAAUUAACAAGAUGCUUGCGGUUCUCGAGAAGAACAUCUUGUGGGUUAACCCUGACUGUGGUCUCAAAACUCGCAAGUACUCUGAGGUCAAGCCUGCUCUAAAGAACAUGGUUGCUGCAGCUAAGCUACUCCGCACCGAGCUUGCCAGUGCCAAGUGAGUUUUUCAAGAUACAGUGGGAGUGUAAUCCUCCGAAAUGGGUUGAUUCUUACUGAAAGAGAAAAAAUGGAAUACUAUUGAUUCAAUAACUGUGUUUUAUGAUGAAAUACCUAGUAGGCACAAUAUGCCCAGAGGGCCCUGAUUUUUUUUUUUCUUCAGCUUAUUUUUCUCUCUUUCAAUAUUUUGUAGUUUGUUUUUGCCUCUAAUUUGUUUGAAAGGCAUUGCAAAUUUGCAAUUUGCUUAGUGUACCUUGCGAUGGAAAUCAAUUGAAUGUCAUUACCAUUUUGUGCAUUAA